This is a messenger RNA of Acaulospora morrowiae, 237 nucleotides long. The record is from the annotation of a GenBank genome assembly. NCBI's taxonomy places the organism in Eukaryota, Fungi, Glomeromycota, Glomeromycetes, Diversisporales, Acaulosporaceae.
AUGUGGAAAAUACAAAUAACGGAACAAACUGUUUCCAAACGCAGAGAAAAGCCACGUUUGCCGCCAGUUCGGAUAUAUGCAACUACUAAAUACGCAAACACCACAGCUACAAUCAGCGAAUUACAUGCGCAUCUUCUUCCCCAAGUUCUGGUGCUUGUGUCUCUUCCAAACAUCGAGAAUCCCAUACCAACGAACCAAAGUGGCCAGAAGAAGAAGCCCAAGAAGAAUAAUUUUUUU